CUGCUUGACUCUUUAAACGACACACACACACACAGACAUUUCUUCACAUUAUGCCUCCUAAGAGAAAGACAAGAGCCGCAGCUGCAUCUACAAAGAAACGGCGCACUUCCAAAUCAGAGGAAUCAAUUGACAACACAAAAGUCGAAUCACAACUGGAAGAGCAAUCACAACAACAAACGGAAUCUUCACCACCAUCACCACCACAACAACAAGAACACCCGGCCAAAGCACUUGAGGAGACAGAAAUAAUUGCAGAUUCAUCAGCAGAAUCAGCACCAGUAACAGAAAAUGUACAAAAAGAGCAAUCAUCCGGAAUGUCACUUGCCGAUCGUAUGCAAAAAUUAAAAGAGCUCAAGCGACGACGAGCAACAGAAGUUGCACAAGGCAAUAGCCGUGAUCGCAAUCUUGAGUUUCAACGCAGUAAAGAAAAUCCCAGACUUGAAGCGAGAAAUGAAAGAAAGCGAUUGCAGGCUUUGGAAUUACAAGAAAAGCAGAAAGCACGAGAUAGCGGCGAGGAUUAUGAACGCAAACAGUACUGGAAAUACUCUGCCGAAUCCGUGGAGGCAUGGGAGGAGAAAAUGCAGCGAAAAGCUGAAAUGGCCAACAACGGUUUCACAGAUCACGCACAGGCUGCACACAAAAAGUAUCUCAAGCUGAUUUCAGAGCUCAAGCCGGAUAUGGCACAAUAUCACGAAAAGAAGUUGGAGGCAAUUGAACGAGCUAUUCGCAACGGUGAGGAUCCAUCGGACAUCGGUGCCGUGGCCAACAACUUGGAUUAUGGAGCACUCGAUGAUAAGCCAUCCAAAGAAGCUGUGGAUCGACUUGUUCAAGAUACAAAGAAACAAAUUAUCCGACGUGAAACACGCUCUCGUGAGCGCAAGGAAGUCGCCGACGAUAUUUCCUGGAUUAACGAAAAGAACCGUGUGUUCAACCAAAAGAUUGCACGAUUCUAUGACAAGUAUACCAAGGAAAUCCGCGAGAAUCUGGAACGAGGCACUGCGUUGUAGUAGGAGCAGAAGCACCAGUACUAGUCGUAUUGUUUGUAGUGAUAAAAAAUGGAUAUUCAUUGUCUUCGCUCUUUAUUACAUCUUCAAUACAUAUAUUAAAGGCGAAUGUUUGAAAAUACAAACAAAUG
Zychaea mexicana is the source of this 1135-nucleotide messenger RNA. RefSeq names its product SYF2 splicing factor-domain-containing protein. The coding region runs from base 51 to 1007 and encodes 318 amino acids. The transcript is spliced from 5 exons. NCBI's taxonomy places the organism in Eukaryota, Fungi, Mucoromycota, Mucoromycetes, Mucorales, Lichtheimiaceae. Gene Ontology annotation, cellular component: post-mRNA release spliceosomal complex; Prp19 complex; catalytic step 2 spliceosome. The record is from RefSeq and is a predicted model, not a curated record.